Messenger RNA from Betta splendens (Siamese fighting fish), 1669 nucleotides. RefSeq lists its product as uncharacterized. The coding region runs from base 382 to 903 and encodes 173 amino acids. The transcript has 7 exons. NCBI's taxonomy places the organism in Eukaryota, Metazoa, Chordata, Actinopteri, Anabantiformes, Osphronemidae. The record is from RefSeq and is a predicted model, not a curated record.
AGCUAGUUAGAUCCCAACCCUUGGGAGUAAGUAAAGCUAAAGGUGUUUAACGCCGUAUAAGUGGUUAGGCUUUUGGUACAUUAACCAGGCUCGUGAGGGCUGUAAUGAAGGAUAAAACCGAUAUUACGGCAAAUGCAAAUGAAUAUCUAAAGGGAAACGUGCUUUACUUUCACAUAAAUCUACUCUCGACUCUUAAGGUCUAAGCCAAUGCUAACCGGCGUAACUCAUAGCGGUGCAUCAUGGGAAACAAAAUGUCCACAGAGAAUGCUAACUAAUGCUAAUUUAAAGAUAACUGUCAAAAAAUAUCUAUACAUUUCCCCCUUUUGAGUGGGUGUACUGUCGGCAUAUUGGUGAUUAUAUUACCUGGAAGCUACUUGCGCUAUGUCUUCGAGGGGCGAGACCAGAGUCUCCAGCUCUAGUUCGAGAACAGAUGAAACGAGGAGAUCACGGAGCAGCGGACUAGAAAAAAGGAAGCGAAAACGCAGCCGAAGUAGAUCUUCCUCGUCUUCCUCUUCCUCCGCUUCAUCUUCGUCAUCAUCAUCUUCCUCCUCGUCUUCGUCAGGAUCAUCACACUCAUCCAGCUGCAGUCGGAGUAGCUCCAGUAGUAGUGACUCACGCAGUAAAUCCAGAAAACAGUCUAAGAAAAGGAAAAAGGAGAAACAGCAGAAAAAAAAAGGGAAGAAAGAGAAGCGACAUAAACGUAAAAAGGACAAGAAAUCCAAAGGAGGAGAAGACAAUGCAGGACCUGUACAGAUCUCCAAAUACUUGAAGGACAGGGAUAAAGGCAAGUACAGCAUGAUUUCAGGGAAAAAAAUAAAGAUGAAAGUAAAGAAGUCAAAGAAAGACAAACAGCGGGAUAAAAAUCGAGCAGAACUUCUUGAGUUCCUAAACUCUACCCUGUGAUGUCACUGUGGCUGCCGUUAGUAAUGCUGAGUCUCAGACACAUCAGCAGAACUCAGGAAACAACUGCUUAGCCGAAGACAAUUUGCAUUGGCAUGGAAAAGGCAGCAAAAUGGAUGGAGUGACGUCCUGGCAGCAAAGUCAGAUGGGUUUUGACCACCAGCUACAUUUUUACAGCGCUACUGUCAAGCUCUGUGAUAUAGAAAACGAUAACCAUCAUAUGAAAUGUGCUGAGUGGUUAAAGCAAAAGAAAAGUGGAGGAACUGUAGCAAACUUACUCAAAUGUGCUCGUGGUUUGAAUGUGUGUAAAUGUUAAAUAGUUCUUUUAACAUAGUCACACUCAAAAAUGACAGUCCUGCCUACAUCACCACCUUCACCAGCCGUUCGUGUUUUUUACCCACUGGUCAUGUCAAACAUAUUUCAUGUAGGACAGUGUGUAUGAUUUUUUUUUUAGAAUCCCCUACUUUCAACAGUAAAAUCUUAUUAUGGGAACCACAGUGUUAUCACACUGAUACUGAAGUUCUUAAUAUGUAAAUUUGCCUAAAAUAACAAAUCAACUGUUGUUAGUUCAUGGUUUGUUCCUUUUAUUCUCAAAAUCCUUGCACCUCUUUUCCAACUUUUUUUAAAUUGCUGUAUCAGCCAUCAGUAAAUUGAAACAAAAUAUAAUCAGUUCCCUAAACAUGAUAAACAUGGUUAAAGUAAACCUGUUGUGUAUGUUUGAAUUUUACUGUGCAAGAAACAGAAAACAGCAAUAAACUGCUGAAAGGAU